AUGGCUCCAGAAAGCCAUGUGCAAGCUUUGGUGGUAAUCACGGUCUUUUCAGCCAUAAGCCUUGCCCUGUUCGCAUUGCGCAUUUUCUCCAGGUAUUUGUUGAAGAAUUGGGGAUGGGAUGAUGUGUUUGUGAUAAUUGCAGUGGUUCUAGCGAUAGGGAUGUGUGCGACCAGUUGGGGUGUAAAUACGAUUCACACCAAGCAGGGGUAUCCACCUGAAUAUUUUCCACCAGGGCGCGUCCCAUACACCAUUAAGGGCAAGCAGUACAACCUUGCAAAUCAGCUCCUCUAUUUUCCUAUUCUCACCUGCGUGAGGGCAUCUAUCUUUGCUUUCAUCCUCAGUCUGAGAGGCCUUCUCAAUGUGACAGCCUUUUCAAUCGUACGCGCUGUAAUAGUCGUUGAGAACUUUUCCAAAACCCCCAGGGAACAAAUAUACGAUACCAAAUACACAUACGCCAACAUAGAAACAAACUGUGCAAUCUGGGCCGCAGCAACCCCAGCAUUAAAAUCGCUUAUUGCACGACUAUUUCCCCGAUGGUGGGAAACACGGAGGACACCAUAUCCCACGUCCUCUAACCAGCUACCACACGCCUCAAGUCUUCAAACCUCAACCACCCCGCUCGCAGGCAGCUGGAAAGGAUCUCAAGUUGCAUCCAGCAAUGAUCCCCAGUCCCACCCACUGGACUCCCUACCUCCAUUAAGGCGCAGCGACGACAGCGAGGCAGAGCUGCGGCGCUUCGAGUACGACACGAAGGUUUCGACCUUGUUCCGCACGGGACAAAACUAUAUAUAUUCCUGA
Molecule: messenger RNA, 798 nt
Organism: Blastomyces gilchristii SLH14081
Lineage: Eukaryota; Fungi; Ascomycota; Eurotiomycetes; Onygenales; Ajellomycetaceae
Exons: 5
Coding region: 1-798 (265 amino acids)
Source: RefSeq, a predicted model, not a curated record